CAUACGAUAGCUAUAGGACCGGGGCCUUAAAUGUGGUACUCAUCAAUGGUUUGGUAAUUUAGUGACAAUUAAAUGGUGGACAGAUUUGUGGUUAAAAGAGGGAUAUGCUUCAUUUGUAGAGUUUCUAUGUGUAGAUUAUCAUUAUAAAGAUUAUGACAUAUGGACUCAAUUUGUAACAGAUACAUUUAUCACUGCAUUGAAAUUAGAUGCUUUGAAAAGUAGUCAUCCAAUAGAAGUACCAGUUAACAAUCCUUCUGAAAUAAAUGAAAUUUUUGAUAGCAUUUCAUACAAUAAAGGAGCUAGUAUAAUAAGAAUGUUACAUUCCUAUAUUGGUGAUGAUGAUUUUAAAAAAGGCAUGCAUUUAUAUCUAAAGAAGUACUGCUAUUCUAAUGCUGAGACUAUUAACUUGUGGCAAGCAUUGGAAGAAGCCAGUAAGAAGCCUGUUGCUCAUGUAAUGUCUGUAUGGACUAAAAAACAGGGUUUUCCUAUUCUUAAAAUUUCUGAAAAGCCUUCCAGCAAUGAAAACAAUCGAGUUCUAAACAUUUCUCAAGAAAGAUUUUUUGCUGAUGGUUCAGCUGACUUAAAAUAGUCAGUGGGUCAUUCCAAUAGCAGUCAAUUGACCAAUCCAGUGACCCAAAAAAAUUAUAAUGAAUGCACUUUUGGAAACCAAAUCUAAAGAUAUAAAAUUUGAGGGUGUAACUAGAGAUUGUUGGAUAAAAAUCAAUUCAGGAACUGUCAGUGUUUGUAGAACACUACAGUAAUGAAUUACUUGAACAGUUUAUACCCGCCAUCAAAAAUCAAACUUUACCCCCUUUGGACCGUUUAGGACUUUAGGACGAUUUUUCUGCUCUAUCAGAAGCUGGACAUAUUUCAACAAGUCAGACUUUGAAGUUGAUGGAGUCAUUUAAACAAGAAGUAGACUAUACUGUAUGAACCUGUGUUGUCAACAUUUUGAGCAAGAUUGGCCUACUUGUAUCUCAUCUGGAAAUAAAUUCGAAAUUCCAAGCAUUUGGUCGAGAGCUUUUUGCAAAUAUUUAUGCUCGCCUUAGAUGGGAUGUGAAACCAAAGGAAAGCCAUUUGGACACAUUGCUAAGAUAUAUUUUUGAUAUAAAUAUUUUAUGAAAUUGGAACAUAUCAUGUAAUAAUAAUUGGUGAUUGCAGAGCUGUGAUAGUAUUUCGUAUGGUAUCUUUUGAAGACGAAGCCACAAUUAAGAAAGCGAAGCGUCGAUUUGAAGAUCACGUAUCGAAAAAGAGCAUUUUACCAGCCGAUCUACGAAAAGCAGCCUACUGCGCAGCUUUGAUGACCGGUAACACUGAAACUUUUAACACUUUAUUACGUUUGUACCGCGAGACUGAUUUACUUGAAGAAAAAAGUCGAAUCCUGGGGUCAUUGGGAGCAACGAAAGACGAAGAUUUACUCAAACAUGCACUCGAAUUUUCGAUUAGCGAAGAAGUCAGAUUGCAAGAAACAGUAGUUAUAAUGACGUCUAUUCAAAUGAGUUACAAAGGUCGUCUUUUAGUGUGGCAAUUUUUCAAAGAUAAUUAUAAAAAAUUGAUCGACAGAUACAAAAAUGGUCUUUUACUCAUAAGAUUGAUUAAGGCUAUAACAAAAGAUUUUGUUACUGAAAACUAUGCACGAGAAAUUAAAGUUUUCUUCGAAAAACAUCCUACACCAAGCGCUGAAAAAAGUAUUAAACAAAGCAUUGAAUCGGUAAUAUUGAAUGCUGCUUAGUUAAAACGAGAUCAUUUGUCUAUAGAGGACUUUUUAAAAAAAUAUUAAA
Molecule: messenger RNA, 1781 nt
Organism: Phymastichus coffea
Lineage: Eukaryota; Metazoa; Arthropoda; Insecta; Hymenoptera; Eulophidae
Product: puromycin-sensitive aminopeptidase-like
Exons: 1
Coding region: 1181-1732 (183 amino acids)
Biological process (GO): proteolysis; peptide catabolic process
Cellular component (GO): cytoplasm
Molecular function (GO): metalloaminopeptidase activity; peptide binding; zinc ion binding
Source: RefSeq, a predicted model, not a curated record